UAUUAAUUAGAAAAAAUUAGAAAGAAGCCACUUUUAAAAAAGGCAUAUCUUAAAAAUGAUAAAUCGAUACUCAAUUGUAUCAAAGUUCUCUUAAAAGUCUCAAAGUUUAUUGUUGCUUUUUUUCGAUCAUGAUAAUUAGUUUUCCAUUGUGAGUAAAACUGUCAUCAUCGAAAUCAUAUAUUUUGAUAGUUCGGAAACAAUCAAUAAUAGCAACGUAAGUAUAAUUAUAUUCGCAUAAGUUUAAUAUACACACACAUAUAUAUACAUAUAUAUAAAUUAUUUUAAGCGCUGUUGUAAUUUUUGAAUCUUAUAUUGAUAUAUUUUGCAAAUCAACGUAAAACUUCAAUACGGCCCAACUCCUCUGUUGCGUAUCGAUAGGUACAAAUUCGAAGAAACUGAGAAGAAGGAAGAUAAAGAAAGACCAUCAUAGGGCGGAAAAGAGAGACAGAUAUGAGGAGAGAAUGCCUACGUAUACGAGUAAAUGAGAGAGUGGGUAAUUGAAAGAUCGGGAGAAAAGAGGGAUAGAAAGAAGCGACGAAUAAAGAAAGAGGCAGAUGAAACCGGACGACCGUGGAAGUGGUAUCUCUUUGUACAGACGGUUCUCGAGCAUCCGGUAUUACUGGAGCGCGCACAGAGUUGAAAGUUUGCUUCGUUUUUUUUUUUUUAUUCGCGUUGAUUUGUAUGUACGUGCGUCGUAAAGGAAUAUGUAUGAAUGACAGUUUCAACUCGCCUUCGCCGCAUGUAAGUUUCGCGAGUUGCGUGAAUACUACAAUGAAAUAUAUAAAUGCGAGAGAUAAUUGCGUUAAUAACGGCUUAUUAUAAAGGCGACAUUAUAAAAUCGAUUAGCCGAGAUUGUUCUUGAAAUUGUUUGCACAGACGUGUUGUCUGUUGAAACAACACUAACACGAUCGAACGCCGAUGAAGAGAUACACGGACGACUCGCUUUUUAACUUUGCUCGAGGAAGACAAAAGAAUCGGAGAAUAAAAAGAAAAAAAUGAUCCAGAUUGCAAUUUAUAAACUGGGUGAGUGCUAAAUAUGAAUGAACGAAUUGCUAAAAUGUUUAAUGAUCUUAUAUUUACUUAUUCUAUGAUGAACUAAAUAAAAUUUUACCAUAGAUAUUUUAUUAUAUAAAGAAUAAAUUAAUUUGGGGAUAUAUAUAAAAUGUUUAUUUGCAAAAGGCUUAUAAAUAUUUCAGAUUUGAUUUAAAAAAUAUAAAUAUUGAAGGAUUUUUAAUUUCUCUCUAAAGGAUUUACUAAUCCGAUAUUAUUAUAUAAUUACAUAUGAUAUCAAACAUUAUAUAAUCCGCGCUAAAAUUGUAGCGAUGUAAAUUUCGAUAUACGAUGAUUCAGUACAAGGACAAUUCAACACUGUCGUUAAACAUAACAUUUAUUUCCGUUCUAUCCGUAUAUUGAAUAGCAUUCACGUGGACACCAGCUGUUCGAGAUUUUAAAUCAGCUGACCUAGACGUAAUAUAAGAUGAGUCGUAAAGAAAACUUGGAAAGAAGAAUCAGCAAGUAAAAUUGAUUACAAACGUAAUAAUUUAGUUGUAUAUAAAAAUUAUACAGCUGUAAAUCUUUGUAAGACAGAUUAUCCGAGUGAAUUUAAAAAAGACUGACUUAAAUACAAUUUAAGAUAAUCUAAACAGGAGAAAAAAUUCUUCUUCCAAAAUCAGGCAAAAGAAAAUAGUGAUUGUGUAUAUAUCAAAAUUAGUGACAGUGAAUUAUAUCCCAGAAAAAAACUGAAAUAAAUACAGACGCGAGUAUGGCGUAUUAAAAAAUAGUUUUCAAGUGUACUUGAAAGGUAACGGAAGUGACAACCGGAGAGUAGUAAUUUACGCGUAACGUCAAGCGAUGUCUAAAGAGGAAAUAAUUAAAAGAGAUUGCGUGUGUACGGUAAAAAAAUAAUUGUAUUUCUAUGCCACACAUCAUGUUCACGAUAAGGUUCGUAUUGCUCGGUACUUUGAUGUUAUCCUCGACAAAAGUGUCAUCGAAAUCGCAUCUGGCAAAGUGUUGUCCGCCAGGAAAGAUCUUCUCAGGGCAUUCCACAGUGGAGUGUGUUUCGGUACCGAAUAGCAUGAUAGAACUUUAUGCUCUCCAUCGAAAUGUUACUGCGGAGUUCCAAGGACUUCCGCAGUGUGAUGAACCCGAAGACAUUGUAACAACACCACUCGACGAUUUCGAUUCCAAUUUCUUAGAGGUUCCAGCUUGUCUCGAGAUACUUUACGAGCAAAUAACUGGAGAAAAGACCGUAAUAAUUGUUUAUUGUCAAUCAAAUAAAGAUCGACAAGUAAAAGCGAUUAACACAGCCUUUACGCAGUUCGCAGUUAGAAAAUGUUGCUCUCAUAGUAGUAUAUUUGACAGCCGCACGAAAGCUUGCGUGCCUUGGCUAAACAAAUCAGAAAGUCUCUUAACAUUUUUAUCAAAUGGAUCGGUUGAUGUAGAUUUAGUGGUGAUAGCUAACGAAGGUCCACCUACGUGCAAAGGUCCGAUCGUAGAUUACGAGAUUGACGAAGACGAUAUUUUCUUGCGAAACGGAACUUACUCGAUGAUGGUUCCAGUGUCCAAAAAUAAUUAUAUCAUCAAAGAGGAAUUCUUUCUUACCGAGGAUAACGCCUGCCUCGAAAUGCUGCCAAAUUCCAUGUUUAAUAGAAGAUUAGUAGUCCGCGUUUGCAGAGAUUCGAGAUUCUGCGACAGAAACUCCUGCAUUAGAAAGUGUUGCGCCGAGGACGAAUUUUUUUAUACUCGGGGAUGUAAUAAACUUACUACGCCCGAAGAACCGAUUGAAUUUCACCAGGCUUUAGCAAAUGCCGUGAAUCGAACGGAAUCAUCUACUUUUAACAUAAGCAAAGAUUAUGGAGUCUUGAUUGGGAAGCCGUGUAAACAUGGCAUGUAUCCCGUGGAUCCAAGAGAAGAAGAAUGGUCGUUGACGACAGAAGGACAUGUUCUCACCGAAGGUUAUCAGAUCUUCGACCAGAACGAAUAUUGCAUGGACAUCUUUUAUAACAAAUCGGAAUUCGAUCAUAAUUUUCAUUUGUUUAUAUGUUUCGAAGAUCCAGAGAUACCUCAACACACUCGAACGAGAUACCAAAUAAACAGCGCCUUGGAAAUCACCAGCUGCGCUUUUCUGUUGAUGACUCUAUUAGUAUAUGUGUGCCUUCCAAGUCUACAAAAUCUUCAUGGUAAAACGCUCAUGUGCCACGUAGGCAGCCUCAUCCUGGCUUUUACCUGUUUAGCCAUCGUACCCUGGAUUAUGCCCGCUAGUGUAGUUGAAACCGAGGAGUUAAGAGCUACGACAGCAUGCAAAGCUUUAGAAAAUAUUUUUUCAGCUUACAUCAUGCUUUUUUGCUUUCUAUCGUCAUUUUCCUGGCUCAACGUCAUGUGCUUCGACAUAUGGUGGACCUUCGGAGUUUUACGUGGCAGUACGAUUACAAAGGCCCGUGGACAUAGAAAAAAAUUUCUGUUAUAUUGCUUGUACGCAUGGGGCCUCUCUCUGCUGGUGUCAAUCCUAACGAUCAUUGCCGACUACACGGAUAUCCUGCCAGAUUAUUUGCAGCCCGAUAUUGGCAAUACGAGCUGUUGGUUUACACAAAAUCCAGAUUCGUUCAGCGAAUUAACUUUCUUUAUCGGCCCCAUAACGAUUCAACUGAUAUCUAACGUCGUGUUUUUCGUUCUCACAUCGGUACAUUGCAAUAAGGUGAAAGCGGAGAUAAAAAGAGUAACUACGGAUCCUAUGGAUCCCAGGAGCAAGCGAUUUCAUUCCGAUAGAAGUAGAUUUGUCAUGAAUAUCAAACUGUUCAUCGUUAUGGGAAUGUCCUGGAGCUGCGAGGUGGCGUCGUUCUUCAUGAAGAAAUAUUUAAAUUACAUUUACUGGCAUUACACAUUGUUCUACGUUAGUGACGUCUUCAAUUGCCUUCAGGGCCUAUCGAUCUUCAUUCUCUUUGUCUUGAAGAGCCGCGUUUACCUGGCCCUUCGCAGACGAUUGGGAUUAAAUACCAAGAAUAAACCGAAUCCAACGUGCAACGCGACUACGAUUUUGCAAGAUCCUUAUAGAGUCAGAAAAAGUGCGAGCAGCAGUACGUUAAUGACUACGUUUGCGAUCAGUUCGGCGCCAUAAGGUAACAAUUCAAUUGCUUAGUACAUAUAAAUAGUUUAUCCUUACCUUUUUUACAUAUAUUCGAUAUGCCCGCACCAUCCGAACUAUUUUAAAUUAUCCUCUAUUUAUUCUUUUGUGUGUGUGCGUGUGUGUGUGCGCGCGCGCGCGCGCGUGUCUGUGUGUAUAUGUAUGUUAGAUAAACCAAAUACGUAUAUAAAUAACUAUUAUUAAUAUUUUACUAUAUCCAAUAUGCCCAACGGUUAAUGCAUUUUAAUAAACUAAUAAAUUUAUAAUAACGAAAAAGAGAGAGAGAGAGAGAAACAGUUUAUUAAAAGAGGGUUUAUUGAGAGCCACUGUGAAUGGAUUAUGUUCCGAACAAGACCUCUUAAUUUGCUAUCUGGGAUAAUUUUAUCACCCUCACAGAAUACAAGGAGUGAAUAAUUGGCACAAGGGUAAUUGCGUUUCAUUGGACGUCAUGCGAAUAGUGUCAUAAAUAGAACAUAGGGCCAUUGUAAAAAAUUUGCUUUUAUAUUACCAUAUAUCAUAUUGAUAUACUUACUAAUAAUUAUCUUGGCUCUCAGAAGUUUGUUAAAAAAGUUUAUUAGAAAAAUCUGAGAAUGGUACAAAAUUUUAUAUUACAGAAGCGCGAGAGAAAGAGAAGGAAUAUUAAUUUUAUCUGUAGUAAUGUACUAUGUCGUGAUGUUACCAAAAAUAUCAAAAAAGUUAGAUUAUCACAAAUUAAAAACGAUAUUGUAUUGUUAGAUAAGUACAAUGUAUAAGUAAGCAUGAUUUUGUGUGUAUGUAGAUUAAGUACAAAGUCAUGUAUGUAAAAAUCAUCGUUUAAAUAUUAAAUGAUUUCUGAU
This is a messenger RNA of Formica exsecta, 4956 nucleotides long. Its product is annotated as G-protein coupled receptor Mth2-like. Gene Ontology annotation, cellular component: membrane. Gene Ontology annotation, molecular function: G protein-coupled receptor activity. Gene Ontology annotation, biological process: G protein-coupled receptor signaling pathway; cell surface receptor signaling pathway. The record is from RefSeq and is a predicted model, not a curated record. The transcript has 9 exons. Lineage: Eukaryota; Metazoa; Arthropoda; Insecta; Hymenoptera; Formicidae. Bases 1916 to 4114 code for a protein of 732 amino acids.